UGUUAACCCGCCUCACUGCUAAGAACCAGGUUUCCUUUUGAAUGGGAAUCUCUGAGAGGAAGACUUAGAGAGAGAAAGUUGGCGAUCAAUGGGUUGUGUCUCUUCCAAACUGGCUAGAGAGGAGGCAGAUCGAGAGAGAGAAACAUCCCCUUACAGCCACUCCCAUCACAUUGUUUCUCUCACUUCAAGCACCUAUGGAGCCCUCAAGCUUGAUCACCCUCAAGGUUUCACUGAAACACCAGAAACCCAUCAUGGGUUCUUCAGAUUUGGUGUGGAUUCUUUGACAUCGAGUCCGAAAGCCUGUGGGUUUCGUGGAGAACCAGAGAUCAUCAAUGCGUGGGAGCUAAUGGAAGGCCUUGAAGACGAGGCCCCACAAUCUGUGUCAUCGAAAAAGCCCUCGAAAGUUUCUCUCUCUUCAGUGGCCGAGAAUGAGUCAAGAGCUCGAAGGAGCUCUAACCAGUUGAAGUCUCCAUUGAAGCCUAAGAAGUAUUCCGGAGGAAAGGAGAACAAGCCCGGAGUGGAAGCCCAACCUAAUGAGAGACAGGUACUCAAACCUUUCAACUCCUUAGAGAAUCUAGAGAGAGACAAACCCAAAACAGAAUAUGGAUCAAAGAACCCUCAGAUUGAUGUAAAACCCCAUAGUUUCAGAAAACCAGCAACCAAUUUCUCUGCAUCAAAAGGAUCCAACAGCCCGUUGUUUGACCCCGAGCUCAUUGCCUCUCUAGAGAGGGAAUUGUAUGAAGAGCCCAAAACAAACCAGAAAAGUCCCUCCUUUCCUUUGGAGAAGUUUGAGAAGAGGUGCCCCCCAGGUGGGGAAAAUUCAGUAAUUUUGUACACGACUACUUUGCGAGGGAUCAGAAAGACAUUUGAGGACUGCAACAGGGUGAGAUCAGCCACUGAAGCGUUUGAUGUACGGUUGAUAGAGAGAGAUAUAUCAAUGGAUUCGGGUUUCCGAGAGGAAUUAAGGGGCUUGAUGGGGGGCAAAACGGCAAAUGUGCCUAUGCUCUUUGUGAAAGGGAGGCUAAUUGGGAGUGUAGACGAGGUGGUCAGCAUGGAGGAAGAGGAGAAAUUAGGGUUUCUCUUUAGGGGUUUGCCAAGAUCAGGGGGAAUAAAGGCUUGUGAUGGUUGUGGAGGAGUGAGAUUUGUUCUUUGUGUUGAUUGCAAUGGGAGUUGUAAGGUUCGAGAUGAUGAAAAUAAGGUAGUGAGAUGUGGAGACUGCAACGAAAAUGGGUUGAUUCAUUGCCCAAUUUGUUGUUGAUUGGACAUUGGAAAGUUGAAGUUUGAAGGGCUUUCUUGUGUGCAUUUUGUUGGGUUUUGUUUGGUGUUUUCUCCAUGUCUUGAUCAGUAAGUUGUAACAUUCUAGUUUUGUGAUGAUACGGAUUAUCCAUAUCUUGGCCUGUAAAUACAUGGCUUGGUUUCUGGUUUUGCUGCUGUUUUGGGGCCUCUACCCUGUUUUGGGGUUUUGCUGUUUUGUGAAGAUAUGAUGCUGAUUUUGUAGAAAUUUCUCUCUUUCUAGA
Molecule: messenger RNA, 1517 nt
Organism: Amborella trichopoda
Lineage: Eukaryota; Viridiplantae; Streptophyta; Magnoliopsida; Amborellales; Amborellaceae
Product: Glutaredoxin family protein
Source: RefSeq, a predicted model, not a curated record